Molecule: messenger RNA, 1551 nt
Organism: Closterium sp. Naga37s-1
Lineage: Eukaryota; Viridiplantae; Streptophyta; Zygnematophyceae; Desmidiales; Closteriaceae
Source: the annotation of a GenBank genome assembly
AUGAGCGUCCGCGACUUGCGGUCGCCCUCGGCGACGACUCCGUUGCUUCAAGCAGCCGAGCCGCACCCAUCUGCACCGCAUCCGACCCUAUCACGUCUAGACGGCUGCGACUCGAGCAAGCAGGGGCAGGCGCACAUUGUGGUACUCGGGGGGGCAGCCAGCAGGCCCGGGCAGGGGGGGGCGGAUGGCGAUGGGGGCGCGCAAGUGCGCGAGGAGAACUGGGGGGAUGCGCAGGUGCCGGGGCACGGCAGCGCGCGCGCGGGUGCGCACGGGCCGCACGGGGAGGUGGCGCACGUGGGGUCGGCGCGCAAGGCGCUGGGCAACGUGGUGAUUUCGAUCGUGGGCGCGGGCGUGCUGGGGCUGCCCUUCACGUUCCGCCAAGCCGGGUGGUUCGUGGGGUCGUGCGCCAUCGCCGGCAGCGCGUCGCUCAGCUUCCACUGCAUGAUGCUGCUGGUGGGGCGCGCAGUUGGACGGGGAGGCAAAGGGGGGGAGGGGGAAGGAGGGGGAUACAGGGUGCGGUGUCGGCGGCUGGUGGCGGAGAGGGGCGGGGCAGUGAUCAACACGUACGGCGACCUGGGGUACCACGCGUGCGGCCAGGUGGGGCAGCGGGCAGUGGACGUGUUGGUGCUGGUGUCGCAGGGCGGGUGCUGUGUGGCGUACCUCAUCUUCGUGGGGGACAACCUCGCCUCCAUCGUGCCCGCGUGCCCCACGCUGCCUGGCACCUCCGUCAAGACCACCCUCAUCCUGCUGCUCUCGCCUCUGCAGAUUCUCCUGGCGUGGGUGCGCUCGCUCACAGGCCUCGCGCCCUUCAGCAUAUUCGCUGACGUCGCCAACCUCCUUGCCAUGGCCGUGGUCAUCCGCGAUGACGUCAGCAGCUUCACGCGUCCCACAGCAGUGCACGCGUGGACGGGGCUGGCAGCGCUGCCAUUCGCUAUGGGGGUGGCGUGCUACUGCUACGAGGGCUUCGCCAUGACGCUGCCGCUGGAGGCGUCCAUGAAGGACCGCAGCAAGUUCCCCCUCGUGCUGGGCGGCGGCAUGUUCUGCAUCACGCUGCUGUACAUAGCGUUUGGCAUCGUGGGGUACGUGGCGUUCCAGGACGGCACGCAGGAGAUCAUCACGCUGAACCUGCCGCGCGACCUGUCGACGGACGUGGUGAAGCUGGGGCUGUGCGUGGGGCUCUUCUUCACCUUCCCCGUCAUGAUGCACCCCGUGCACGAGAUCUUUGAGCGCCGCCUCAUGCUCACGCCCGCCUUCCAGCGCCACGUGCAGCCCUACCCGCGCCUGCGCCGCUUCCUCCUGCGCUCCGUGCGCUCCCUCAUCGUGCUGGCGGCCGCCCUCGUGGCCGUGCAGGUGCCGGGCUUUGCCACGUUCAUUGCGUUUGUGGGGUCGUCCGUGUGUGCGCUGCUGGCCUUUGUGCUGCCCGCCACCUUCCACCUGCAGAUCCUGGGCAGCGACGCCACGUGGGGAGCCGUCUUGUCUGACUCGGCCCUCAUUGCGUUUGGCUUGGCCUUUGCUGCGUAUGGCACGUACUCCACCAUUUGGACAGGGUAG